Hevea brasiliensis (rubber tree) is the source of this 441-nucleotide messenger RNA. RefSeq lists its product as uncharacterized. The record is from RefSeq and is a predicted model, not a curated record. The coding region runs from base 1 to 441 and encodes 146 amino acids. The transcript is spliced from 2 exons. NCBI's taxonomy places the organism in Eukaryota, Viridiplantae, Streptophyta, Magnoliopsida, Malpighiales, Euphorbiaceae.
AUGGAAGCUUAUCCAACUGCUCCAACCUCCUCUUUUCCCUUCCAGAUUUAUCAUCUUCACCUACUUGAUCUGCCACUCUGCCGAUGCCAUCUUGAAGACCUGUACCCUUUCUUGGGGUUUCCCGUGGUGGCCGACGUAAAUAUUAUCCAUGAGGACUUGCUUCAUGCAAAUCCCAUUGAUUUGACGAUGAUAAUGGACGAAGUGAGCCAAGAAGUGAUUCCCAGAAGUGCAUCGAGUUCCGCGCUGAACAAGUUGAGGAAGUGGAGGUUUUUCGCUGAGAAGGAGGGCGGUGACUCUGCGAUUUGUUUAGAGGAAUUAUCUGGAGCCCGAUUCCCACUCACGAAGAUGCCGUGCUCUCAUAUAUUUCACGAACGGUGCAUCUCUCGCUGGUUGAAGGUUCGGAAUUCGUGCCCCACUUGUCGACAGGAACUUGAGGAUUGA